This is a messenger RNA of Letharia lupina, 648 nucleotides long. RefSeq lists its product as uncharacterized. Lineage: Eukaryota; Fungi; Ascomycota; Lecanoromycetes; Lecanorales; Parmeliaceae. The coding region runs from base 1 to 648 and encodes 215 amino acids. The record is from RefSeq and is a predicted model, not a curated record. The transcript has 2 exons.
AUGGCACGAGCCUACCAAGAAGCCCACAUCAUGGACACUCUGACCGCUAGCGUCAAAGAUCUCCAGACCAAAACCGCGGAGCUCGCCAAAGCAAAGGGAUACCAUGAGGAAAGGAUCAAGAACCUGACAACCGCCAACGCGGAGCUUCAAAAGAAAUACGACGCGCUCGAGGUCAGGAUGAAAGCGAACGAGCACAACACCACCGCCCGCAUCCUCAACACGCACCUCUCCCUCUCCUCCCUCCCCAACAAAAACAACAUCCCCCUCACCCCGCUCCACGACCUAUCCACCAACCGCCCCCUCCGCAACUUCCCCAAACACGAAAAGGACAUCAAGACCAUGGGCUCCACCGACGUGAUCCAAGCCCUGCAAGCGCUCGACGUGCCCUCCUUGGGCCUGACGCCGGGCGAGAAGAAGGCGAAGUUGCGAGGGGAAGUCGGGCUGGCGAAGGAGGAUGCGGGGGGUGGUUCGAAGGAGGUGGAUAACAAUGAUGAGAAGAGGAAGACGCCGAGUCCGGCGGAUAAGGCGAGGACGAAUACGGAGAAUGCGAAGAAGGCGGCUGAGGUGCGGAGGAAGGUGUUGGAGGCGAAGCAGAAGAAGGCGGAGGCGGAGGCGGAGAAGGGAGGAGGGGAGGGGGGGAAGAAGUGA